ACAAGUGACAAGCGUUGUUAGUUAAAACAAAAAGAAAAAUGUCAAAAUUGAUUAUUGUAUGGGUGAAAUAACUUGACAUCAUUAUUAGUAUCACUAGUGUAACAAUCAAAAUAGAGUUGAUUGUUGAAUAAACUGGAGUCUGAUCGUAAUAAUAUGGCGAGUCCGUCGCCUCAGUCCUCACCGAUGCCACCGCCACAAGCUCCGAGUCCAAUGGGUCCACCACAACAAUCCUCGUCGCCGUCGAAUCCUCAAGGAAGUCCGAUGGGACCUCCGCAGCAUCACCCGCAUAGUCCGACCCAGGGAUAUCCUGGUGGGCCUCCACUACCUGGUCCAGGUCCGGGACCUGGAGGACCUCCGAUGUCUCAACCACCGCAACCCCCACCUCAACAGCAAAAUUAUCCACCGCAUCUACAUCAAAUGCCACCUAAUCUAGGCCCUCAGGGCCCACUGGAAGGUCCACCUGGAUCACAAGGCCCUGGAGGACCGAUGAUGCAAGGACAGAUGGGAGGGCCACCAAACGCUGGGCAUAUGGGACCAAAUCAAAUGGGAGGGCCACGUGGACCUCUGAUGGGUCCGGGACCAAAUCAAAUGGGUCCUGGGGGUCUCAAUCAAAUGGACUCAGAAGGUGGAUCAAUUAGUGGACCAGGCCCAAUGUUUCCUGGAGGUCCUCGGCCUAUGGGACCGGGUGGACUAAAUCAGAUGGGACCUGGUGGUCCGAAUCCGAUGGGUCCAGGAGGGCCGAAUCAAAUGGGACCUGGUGGUCCUAAUGGGCCGAAUCAAAUGGGUCAGGGGGGAUUAAAUCAAAUGGGGCCUGGAGGUCCGAAUCAAAUGGGACCUGGAGGACAAAUGGGUCCAGGUCAUAUGGGACAACCAGGUGGACCUCCAGCACCGCCACAUAUGCAAGGGGGCCCGGGACCACAAAUGGGACCUGGAGGCCCGGGAAACCAAAUGCCAAGUGGACCAGGACAUAUGCAAGGGCCUCCACCAUCGGGACUUAUGAAUGCAGGACCAGGUCAUAUGGGUCCGGGACCCGGAUCAAUGCCAGGUCCAGGGCACAUGAAUCCAUCCAUGGCUGGUGGUCCACCGGGCCCGAUGUCCGGCGCGCCUUCAAUGGGUCCAGGCGGACAGAUGCCUAAUCACGGACAUGGUGCCAAUGGACAUUCUCAGAUGAAUGUGGGUGGUCCAGGAAAUCAAAUGAACAUGAGACCUGGUGGUCCAGGUGUUCUUAUCAAUAUGAGUGGACCUGGUGCUCCUGGACCUGGUCCAGCUGGUCCCAUGGGUCCCAAUUCCGGCCCAGGGAAUCAAAUGGGACCUGGUGGACCGAUGAUGCCCGUAUCAGGUUCUAAUCAGAUGCCUCCCGGCGGACCUUCGAGUCAAAUGGGACCGGGAGGGCCUUCAGCAAUAGGCGUUAACAAUUCCGGAAACCCAGUAGGUCCCGGCGGACCAUCAGGACCUCCAGGUAUGGGUCCAAUGCCAUCAGGAGCUCCAAAUCAACCGAUGGGACCAAUGGGACCCGGGGGACCAGGUAAUCAAAUGACUCCAGCUCCUAGUGGUCCCCCCGGCCCUUCCGGACCCGGACAAGAGAAUCUCAAUGCUCUUCAAAAAGCCAUCGAUUCCAUGGAAGAAAAAGGUCUCCAAGAGGAUCCUCGUUACUCACAAUUACUCGGUCUUCGUGCACGUGGGCAAGGUGUUCCCGGCAUGGGUGAUAAGCAGAGCUUCAGCUCUCAACAACUUCAACAGCUUCGUGUUCAAAUAAUGGCUUACCGUCUGCUAGCCCGCAAUCAACCACUGUCUCAGCAACUAGCUCUCGCUGUCCAAGGUGGAGCACCACCACCAGGGAUGCCUCAGCGACCCAUGGACCCAUCACAGGGUCCCGGUACACCAGCUGGCCCUCAACUUCAUUCCGGCGCCCCAGGUGGUGUUGGACCGGGCCCCAUUGGACCUCCACGGCCCGGUUCUCAACCAUCUCAACAACAACAGCAACAACAGCAGCAACAACAGCAGCAACAGCAGCAACAACAGCAACAGCAACAGCAGCAACAACAGCAACAGCAACCCGGGAAUAAAAUCAAUCGCGUAACAAGUAUUGCUAAGCCCGUCGGUAUAGAUCCUCUACUCAUUCUCCAGGAACGUGAAAACCGUGUAGCUGCACGCAUUGCCCUGCGUAUAGAACAGCUGAGCAAUUUACCCACAAAUAUGCCGGAGGAUUUGCGUAUAAAAGCGCAAAUUGAACUGCGUAUGCUACGAGUGCUCCAUCUCCGACGUCAACUGUGUUCUGAAAUAUUAGCAUCGACUCGCAAAGACACAACUCUUGAGACUGCGGUGAAUUUCAAGGCCUACAAGCGGACAAAACAUCAAGGAUUACGUGAAGCUCGUGCUACAGAGAACUUGGAAAAACAACAGAAACUUGAAGCAGAGCGCAAACGCCGUCUGAAGCAUCAAGAAUUUUUAACUUCCGUCUUACAGCACAGUAAAGACUUCAAAGAAUUUCAUCGUAACAACGUUGCUAAGUUGUCACGUCUUAACAAAGCUGUACUGAACUACCACGCAAAUGCUGAGCGCGAACAGAAGAAGGAACAAGAGAGAAUUGAAAAAGAACGUAUGCGUCGUCUGAUGGCUGAAGACGAAGAAGGUUAUCGUAAACUUAUUGAUCAAAAGAAAGACAAACGUUUGGCAUUUUUGCUGUCUCAAACUGAUGAGUACAUCGGGAAUCUUACUGAGAUGGUCAAGCAGCACAAGAUGGAGCAGAAACGGAAGCAAGUCGAAGAGCAGAAACGUAAGAAGAAGAAGAAGAAAAUGCAAGACGGGAUACCGGUCAAUGAAGACGGAACUCCGGCUGAGGACACGCGGGUUCAUGUCUAUGAAGUGAGCACUGGACGGACACUGACGGGUGAGGAUGCGCCGCUGAUGAGUCAGUUGAAUGCUUUCAUGGAGUCACAUCCUGGUUGGGAAGUUGUCGAGACUGACAGCGAUGAGGAAAAUGAGGAAGAUGAAGAAGAAAAUGUCUCGGAACAAAAAGCUAAUGCUAGUAAUUCUACUGCUGGAAGUAACAGCGCUGCGGGUGACAGUGAAACUAAUAAGAAAAUAAACAAAGCUAAGGUUGAGGAUGACGAGUAUAAAACUGAAGAGCAGACUUAUUACAGUAUCGCGCACACUGUACAUGAAACAGUUACCGAGCAAGCCUCGAUUAUGGUCAAUGGUAUGCUCAAGGAGUAUCAGAUAAAGGGUCUCGAGUGGUUGGUGUCAUUGUUCAACAACAACCUCAAUGGAAUUCUAGCUGACGAAAUGGGUCUCGGCAAGACGAUCCAAACGAUCGCGCUCGUAACUCAUCUUAUGGAGAAAAAGAAGGUUAAUGGCCCGUUCUUAAUCAUUGUUCCGUUGUCAACUUUGUCUAACUGGGUGCUGGAAUUUGAAAAGUGGGCGCCGAGUGUCGUUGUCGUAUCCUACAAGGGUUCGCCCGCUGGGCGACGGGCGAUACAGUCGCAGAUGCGUGCUACCAAGUUCAAUGUUCUGCUGACCACCUAUGAGUAUGUCAUCAAAGACAAAAGUGUCUUGGCUAAAUUACAGUGGAAGUACAUGAUCAUCGAUGAGGGUCACAGAAUGAAGAAUCAUCACUGCAAGUUAACCCAGGUGUUGAACACACGUUACAUUGCGCCGCACCGUUUGCUAUUAACUGGAACUCCGCUGCAAAAUAAAUUGCCCGAGUUGUGGGCGCUUUUGAACUUCUUAUUACCCUCGAUCUUUAAAUCCGUCAGUACAUUUGAGCAGUGGUUCAAUGCGCCCUUUGCCACAACUGGAGAAAAGGUUGAGCUGAAUGAAGAAGAAACAAUUCUUAUCAUUCGUCGUCUGCACAAAGUACUGAGACCAUUUUUGCUGCGACGUUUGAAAAAAGAAGUCGAGUCUCAGUUACCUGACAAGGUUGAGUAUAUUAUAAAAUGUGAUAUGUCUGGGUUGCAAAAAGUUUUGUACAAACACAUGCAGAGUAAGGGUGUGCUGCUGACUGACGGUUCCGAGAAAGGAAAGCAAGGAAAAGGUGGCGCGAAAGCGCUGAUGAAUACCAUAGUGCAGCUUCGUAAAUUAUGUAACCAUCCAUUUUUGUUCCGAACCAUUGAAGAAAAAUAUUGCGAGCACAUUGGGGUCCAGGAUUCUCACACAGUAUCAGGACCAGAUUUAUAUCGCGCGUCAGGUAAAUUUGAAUUGUUGGAUCGCAUACUGCCUAAGCUAAAGGCGACCAAUCAUCGCGUGUUACUGUUCUGUCAAAUGACGCAGCUGAUGACGAUAAUGGAGGAUUACUUAAGCUGGCGCGGGUUCAAGUAUUUGCGGCUGGACGGUACAACCAAAGCCGAAGAUCGUGGUGAUUUACUGAAGAAGUUCAACGAUCCUGGGUCACAGUAUUUCUUAUUCUUGCUGUCAACUCGUGCAGGUGGUCUGGGUCUUAAUUUGCAAGCCGCUGAUACUGUUAUUAUAUUUGAUUCCGACUGGAAUCCACAUCAAGAUCUGCAGGCACAGGAUCGUGCCCAUCGUAUUGGGCAGAAGAAUGAAGUGCGGGUGCUAAGGUUGAUAACUGUCAAUUCUGUUGAAGAAAGAAUACUGGCUGCGGCACGAUAUAAGUUGAACAUGGAUGAGAAAGUCAUCCAGGCUGGAAUGUUUGACCAGAAAUCAACAGGAAGUGAGAGACAGCAAUUUUUACAGAGUAUUUUACAUCAAGACGACGCGGAUGAUGAGGAAGAAAAUGAAGUAGCAGAUGAUGAAACAGUUAAUCCGAUGAUCGCUAGAUCAGAAGGUGAGAUUGAGAUCUUUGCGAAAUUAGAUCUCGAGCGACGACGUGAAGAAGCGAAGCUGGGUCCGAAUCGUAAGCCGCGAUUGUUAGAGGAAAAUGAGUUGCCUGAUUGGUUGAUUAAAAACGACGAGGAAGUCGAGCGCUUGACUUAUGAAGAAGACGAUGAUCGGUACUUAGGACGUGGAUCUAGGCAGCGUAAGGAAAUUGAUUAUACUGAUAACUUAAUUGGUAAGGAGUGGCUCAAAGCUAUUGACGAUGACGGUGUCGAGUAUGACGACGAAGACGAAGAUGAUAAGAAGAGAAAGAAAACGCGCAAGCGACGCAAGAGAGGCGAGGAAGAUGACGAACCAACACCGAAAAAACGCCGCGGGGGUGGCAGCAGUGGCAGUGGCUCUGGUCCUUCUGUUGAUACGAAGCUACGCAGGGCCAUGAAAAAAUUGUUGAUGGUUGUUGUUAACUAUACUGAUAGUACUGACGGGAGAUUGUUGAGUGAACCAUUUAUGACACUACCAUCUCGGCGAGAGUUACCAGAUUACUAUGACGUCAUAAAAAAACCAUUGACUAUCAAUAAGUUAUUGAAGAAUAUUGAUGAGAGCAAAUAUUCGAGUGUAGAUGAAUUGGAAAAAGAUUUCAUGCAGUUGUGUAAAAAUGCCCAAAUUUACAACGAAGAAGCCUCACCAAUUCACGAGGAUUCAAUUGUUCUGGAAUCGGUAUUUACAAACGCACGACAAAGACUCGAAGCCGAAGGUUCAAUGUCUGAUGACGAAAAUAAUUCAUCUCCAGACGAGCGUGAUGAUGGAUCGGACGGCGAUUCGAGUGUAAGGAUGAAGAUUAAAUUAAAAGGACGUAAGGGUGAAAGUAGAUCGGGUAGUAGACGUAAAAGAAUUACGAAAAAAUAUAUUUCUGAUGACGACGACGAUGCUGAUGACAAUUAAGUCAUUUAUAUUUUUAUAUUUCUUUGAUAAAUUAGCGACUUUUACUGUCACUAUAACGACUGUAAUUAAAAUUACAUUUAAAUAACUUUUAAUUUAUGAAUCCAACUUUGCUUUUAUUUUUGCCGCAGCAAAAACAUGAUUUAAAUUUUAUAUAAACUAACAAUUAUAUUCUUUGGCAUCAGUAUCGUUAAAAAUAUACUUUUAUCUUUUUUAAAUGUUGAAUAGAAACAAGUUCCGGAUUUGGUAGUAUCUUCCAUUAUUAUUAUAAUUAAAUAACUAUA
Messenger RNA from Microplitis demolitor, 5996 nucleotides. Its product is annotated as ATP-dependent helicase brm. NCBI's taxonomy places the organism in Eukaryota, Metazoa, Arthropoda, Insecta, Hymenoptera, Braconidae. The record is from RefSeq and is a predicted model, not a curated record. Bases 154 to 5715 code for a protein of 1853 amino acids. Gene Ontology annotation, molecular function: transcription factor binding; histone binding; ATP-dependent chromatin remodeler activity. Gene Ontology annotation, cellular component: nucleus. Gene Ontology annotation, biological process: positive regulation of transcription by RNA polymerase II. The transcript has 6 exons.